Messenger RNA from Closterium sp. Naga37s-1, 2892 nucleotides. Lineage: Eukaryota; Viridiplantae; Streptophyta; Zygnematophyceae; Desmidiales; Closteriaceae. The record is from the annotation of a GenBank genome assembly.
AUGGCGAACCGAAUCCCCGUCAGCGACCGCGUGCUACAGGCGAUUGUGACUAUACAGAGGGCCAGGCGAGUGGCUGGAGAAGGCGCCAGGGGAGGCCAGGGAGGUAUAAGGGGUGUAGAGAGUCAGCAAAGUCAAGCAAGUCAACGGAGCCAUGGUGGAGGGGCGGAUGGGAGGGUGCGUGGCGGGGCCGGGGGGGGGUCGCUGAAGGCCGUGGUGGCAGAGGUGGCGGCGGCGCUGGAGAAGCGCGAGGUGGAGGAGGUCAUGACGGAGCUGCAGCGCCGCCACGACUGGAAGGCCACCCUCGAGCCAGCAGCAGGCGUGGUUCCGCCCCAACAUGCGGCUGUACAACGCGCUCAUGGGCUUCCUGGCGAGGGAGCAGCAGGCGCACGCCGCCACGCUGCUCUUCCAGGACAUGCUGCUGUCGCGCGCGCGCCCAACCACUUCACCUACACCGCACUCAUCAACGCGUACGGCCGCGCCGGGUGGUUCGAGGACGCCCUCGCUGUCUUCCACCACAUGAAGACGUGCGAUGAUGAUGACGACUGCCGGGGGACCAAUGAGGGUUACCAUACCACCACGGUGUGCCAUGCCAUGAUCACAUUCAUCAAGGAACACGUCGCUCGCAAACGGUCGGGCCAUGUCGGACUGGGUGCCGACGCCUGUGACGACGACGCCGCGGAGCUCCCUUCGGCAUCCCAAGCAGUCGGUGUCGCCGACACCAGAGGAGAGGCCGGAGGCGGCGUCGACAAGGCAGAUGAAGAGGCAGGAAGGGCGGUGGCGCGGACCGCGGAUCAGGAAGAGGAGGAGGAGGAGGAGGAGGAGGAUGGCACCGAUGAUCAUGAUGAUAACGAGGAGGAGCGUGAGGAGCGUGAGCAGGGGCAGGAGAAGGACGAGGAGGAGGAGGAGGAGGAGGAGGAGGAGGAGGAGGAGGAGGAGGAGGAGGAGGAGGAGGAGGAGGAGGAGGAGGAGGAGGAGGAGGAGGACACCGAGGAUCAGGAUGAUAACGAGGAGGAGCGUGAGGAGCGUGAAACGAGGAUCUUGUCCAUGCUGGUCGCCCUUCGACGGUCGGCGCCGGUCAGGCGAUCCAUCCUCUUCACCACCCAGCACAGCGCGCUCAUUGAUAGGAGGCCAGAGCCCGCGUCGCUGCCCAACACAGUGACCUGCAACGCGCUGAUUGGUGCGCUGUGCAAGGGGGGCAUGUAUGACGAGGCGGUGGAGGUGUUCAUGGAGAUGCGUGCGGGGGCGGGCGGGGCGGGCGGCUUGCCACUCAACUGCAGGCCCAAUAUAGUGACAUACAACACGCUCAUCGACACCUUGUGCCGCGAAGGCCAGCUCGAUGCCGCUCUGCAGGUGCUGGACGACCUGUCAUCGGGCGUGCUGGACGCGCAUGUGGCACCCAACAUAGUCACAUUCAACACAAUCAUCAACGCCUGUGGCAAGGCGGGCCGCGCCCCCGACGCCGAGGCCACGCUGCAGGCCAUGGAGCGCACCGGCAUGGCGCCCGACGGCAUCACGUUCACCGCUCUUGUCGACGCGUACGGCCGCACGGGAGACGUCGAGCGCGCGGAGGAGGCGUUUCAGCGCAUGCUGCAGGCGGGCAUCGCCCCGGACGUGUUCUCCUACACGGCCCUCAUGGCUGCGUUUGGCCGCGCUGGGCUGUCCGAUCGGGUCACGGAGACGCUGGCGGCCAUGCAGCGUGCAGGCAUGCCGCCCAACGAGGUCACGUUUCUCACCGUGCUGGACGCCCACGGCAAAGCGGGUAACUACGAGGAGGCUGAGGCCACGCUCGCCGCCAUGGUUACGUGCGGGUACCGCCCGUCGGUGUACAGUUGGAGCUGCUUGAUUGACGCGUUUGGGAAGGCGGGGCUGUAUGCCAAGGCAUCAGGGGCGUUUGAGCGCAUGCAGGCUGAGGGGUGCCGCCCGAAUCUGAUCACGUAUGCAGCCAUUUUGUCUGCUUGUGCGCGGUGCGAGAAGUGGGAGGACGCGCUGGAGCUGCUGUACUGCCUGCAGAGGACUGGCGGCGAAUGGGAAGUCGCCAUGUGUCGCCUCGUGAUGGCAGGCCCAGAGGAGGAAGGAGUCGAGUGUGCGAGCGAGGAGGAGGUGGUGGAGGGACUGGUGAGAGGAGGGGCGCGGGGAGGGGCGGGCAGAAGGGGCGAGAGGGCGGACGAGGGGUUGUGGGAGUCGGCAGGGCGGAUGUUUGGUGCGUUUCAGGCGGUGCCGCUGCCCAUGCGCCGCUCCUUCUACAACGCUCUGGCCGACGUGCUCUGGAGCUUUGGCAUGCGGCGCCGCGCUGCGCGCGUGGUGGCGCUGGGCCGCGGGCUGGGCGUGUACGGCGGGGCCGAUGACCUGCACAAGGAGGCGCGCGGUGCACGCAGGGGGGGCGCGGGGCGCAGGGAGAGCAGCAGCAGUGGCAGUGAGAGUGAGAGUGGGAGUGGUAGUGGGAGUGGCAAGCAGAGGGGUGGGGGGGGCGGCAGGGGCGGGGGUAUGUGGAGGGAGGAGGGCGUGUGGAGUGUGGACUUACACGAGCACUCCAUUGGCUCCGCCUGCGCCUUCCUCUUUCUCUGGCUCCGCGACCUGCGCACCGCCUGGCAGUGGCACAACGAGAUCCCGGAGGCCAUCGAUAUAGUCACGGGGUGGGGGCGUCACAGCAAGCGCAAGGACGCCACGUCAGACAAGCCAGCACAGGUGGCGCCCCUCAAGGCAGCGAUACUGAGGGAGCUGCACCUCAUGCGCUCUCCCUUCCAGGAACUUUCUGUCAAUGCCGGUCGUCUAGUGGCGGGCGGGUGGGCGGCGUACUCGUGGCUGUUGCAGGAGGAGAUGGGGGAGCGGCUGCAGCUCAGGGAUGCGCCCCAGCCAGUGCCUCCUGGGGACAAGCCGUACCAACCACUGUAA